Zasmidium cellare ATCC 36951 is the source of this 3258-nucleotide messenger RNA. RefSeq lists its product as uncharacterized. The transcript has a single exon. NCBI's taxonomy places the organism in Eukaryota, Fungi, Ascomycota, Dothideomycetes, Mycosphaerellales, Mycosphaerellaceae. Gene Ontology annotation, biological process: protein deubiquitination. The record is from RefSeq and is a predicted model, not a curated record. Bases 1 to 3258 code for a protein of 1085 amino acids. Gene Ontology annotation, molecular function: cysteine-type deubiquitinase activity. Gene Ontology annotation, cellular component: cytoplasm.
AUGAGCGCCGCCGGGCCUCUCCCGCCAUACCACUCCUCCUCCCCCGCCCCGUCCAACGGCACCUCGCGACCGCCAACUGCAAAUGGGGGAGGAGGCGAUCGCGAAUUUGCACAUAUCGAGGAUCUCAAAGCAGAGGCCUUGACUGGUUUCAGCACCAGCCAGUCGGUCAGCCAACUAUACGAUCGUGCUGAGCAAGCACUGGGCCAGGCAAAGCUUCAAAUCGACUUUCGACGUCCCGACCUCGCCUUUGUUGAGUACCUACGAGCGUGUGAGAUUACAAUCGAAGUUCUGCCCAGGCAUCGUGACUUCGUGCUCUUCACACACGAUGGACACGGCCAGCACCGAUUGCAACUGCUCCAGCGGAGAAUAAGCGCUUUGGAUGAUCAGUUCGAUGCAAUCAAGAAAAUCAUCAUAAACAACAACAGACGCUCAGGCGUUCUGCCCGAAGCUCAGCAACAACAAUACACAAAUGGCGGACACUCGCGCUCGGAGUCUGAAAGUGUCAUGGCCGCGUCUGGCGCCCACAAGGUGAAGCCUUCUCCUUCUCCCAAACCAGAAAAGUUGCAUGCGAGGGCAAUAUCACAAGCCACCGCCAAUUUGAAUGGCUCACCAUUGGCGUCUGGCAAUGACGUCCUCGCCGACAGAUUCGCCAAGUUGCGCGGGUUUGGACAGACGGACAGUCUCACGCGACCAGAUUCCAGAGGCUCCACCUCCUCAGCAAGCAGCGCCCAGCUCUCGAUGCCAAACGUCAACGAUUAUGGAGGACCUUUUGGCAGCGCCAAACCGCAAGGUCCUCGCGGAAUGCCUGAAAGCGCGCUACCGGGGCCUCCAAGGCCUUCGAAGCUGCCACUUGACACAGAAUUGGCGGCUGCCAUGCCCAAGGCUCCCAGUCCCACUUACAGUCCUGCUCGUAACAUGCAGAUCACGGGCAACAUCACUGCCCCCCGACACAGCGCACGCAGUCUGGCCACUUCAAGUAGCCGCAAAUCAUCAUUGAUUCCGCCUUCGUCAGCUUCCGCUGUUGCACCAAAUGGGAAUGGCGAUUACUUUGGAACCAUCAAUGGGGCCAUUGCUCCCACGCCUGGGCAAAUGCCACGCCGGAAAUCUGUUCACAUGCCCAAGGAGACUCGCAUUAGUGCAGAGAAACUUUAUGACUACCUGGAACGAUACAACAUUCUCUUGAUCGACUUCCGGUCACGCGAAGACUUUGACCAAGGCCAUAUCUUCACCAGGAACAUCAUUUGCAUUGAGCCCUUAAUCAUGCGGCAGGGCAUUAGCGCAGCAGAGCUCGCCGAUAAAUUGGUGCUAUCUCCAGAAGAAGAGCAGGAAGUCUUCCACAACCGGGAUAAAUUCGAUUUAGUUGUCUAUUACGAUUCGCAGACUCAGUCCGAUACCUACCUUUCACGACCCUACGGAGACGCAGAGAUGAAGUUAAAGCAGCUACACGAAGCGCUCUACGACUUCAAUCAGGACAAACCUCUUCAAAGGCCACCAAUACUCUUGGUUGGUGGCAUCAGUGCUUGGGUCGACCUCAUAGGAAGUCAAGCUCUCUUGUCGUCCAAUACUCAGGCAAGGGUCAAGCAAGGCCGGCCCAUCCAACGACGAGCUCCUCCACGAGAUGGACCCAUGAGAGUACCAAAACGACGACUGAGAGAGUACAAUCCCCUUGAUGCAGAAGAAGAGCGGAAGUGGCGAGAACGUGCCAAAAGUGAGAGCGUGCCAGAGACGUCCGCUUUUGUCCCGUCAAGUGAUGAGGAUGGGACCGACGGCGAAGGCGAAGAUGCCAUGCCCAAGUAUCCUACCAUCGAAGACUUCAACGCACGAUUUCCGGAAGCUGGGACACUCGAGACACAGUUCUUCAACAAUACGCCAAGCCGACCACCCCCUCAACUUCCAGCCAAGAUUCCUCAGUAUCCUGCUGCACCUUCCGCCUCUGUCUAUCCUCCUGUGCCGAGUCGACCCGCACCGGCAGCACCGAGGAUGAGUUAUAUGGGCGUAAGCGAUCGAGCAGUCACGCAGACCACUCCAACGGCAAGGACGUCAAGUCAGAUGAUCCCUUACAUACCCCAGAAAUACCUCUCAGCCAAUUUGCGGAUACCUCGAACUGGCCUAGUCAAUUUUGGCAGUACGUGCUACAUGAACGCGACGUUGCAGGCUCUUUCAGCAACGACUCCCCUGUCGAUCUUGUUUUUGGACGAUCAGUUCAGGAAUUUGGUGCAGAAAGACAACUGGAAAGGAAGCCGAGGGCUCUUACCUGACAUCUACAGCAACACCAUCCGUUCACUCUGGAAAGGAGAUGUGAGCUGCAUCAAGCCCACUACGCUCUUCAAUUUCGUAGGUCGGCUCAACAGCAUGUUCAGAGACCCUGGCCAGCAGCAAGAUGCGCAAGAGUUCUUCAGUAUGCUUGUUGACGUUCUGCAUGAGGACUUCAACGCGAACUGGGCACGUACACCUUUACGGGCUCUUACUGAUGCGGAAGAGCAAAAGAGAGAGCGUAUGCCAAAGAUUCAAGUCGCCAAGACUGAAUGGGGAAGAUACACACAUCGCGAGAACUCGUUCUUAACCUCCCUUUUCUACGGACAACACUCGUCUCGACUGAGGUGUCCCAAGUGCGGCAUCACAAGCACACAAUACGACGCGUGGGCGCUGCUUCAGGUUGAGAUUCCGGACUGUCGAGAAGCGAAGCUACAAGACUGCUUCAGACAGCACUUCAAGGACGAGAUGCUGGACGAGGACAAUCAAUGGACGUGUCCAAAGUGCAAGGCUCCUCGCCGAGCGUGGAAGAAGCUCACCAUGACUAGAGCGCCUCCGUUCCUGGUCGUUGGGCUCAAGCGCUUCAAGACCCAUCCGAGGACGGGAGAUCAAAGAAAGCUGCACACCGCUGUUCGCUUCCCGCUCAAUGGUCUUGACAUGGAGGAGUUCAUACUUCCCCAGCCGACGCCACAGGAAGCACAAGAGAUCGCAGCUCAAUACGGGUCUGAGGCAUUGAAGACUGACGUCUCCCUGACACCUCCCUACGUGUACGACCUGUACGCGGUCGUGAGGCACAUGGGCGAGUCGACACGAAGCGGCCACUACACCGCAGCCGUCAAAGACCGAGCGAGAGGGUGCUGGCGCUACUUCAACGACACCACCGCGACCGACUUCCAGCCCGAGGAGCUGAGUGCUUCCAGAGCGCUGGACAACGAUAACGCGUAUUUGAUGUUUUACCAGCGACGAUCGCCGAACGAGUCGGCGCCGACUCCCAAUAGAUUUUGA